CAAGAAAAGUAAAACCCGGAAGAAACACAGAAAGUCAGAAACGGAGUCAUGGAGGCGAGGGUUGCAGCAGGAGCGCCCCGAGUCGACGAGGAGUCCGGGCUGCUCCCCCGGCCCCGCGCUCCGGCGGCCGGCGGCCGGCGCCCGCCUUCCUCCUUUGCGGCCGCCCCGCGCCGCGCGCCCCCUCCGCCGCCGGCGAUCUGGGCGACGGUGGACGGGCCCCUGGGGAUGCCGCUGGAGGACGCGGAGGGCCACGCGCGGCGCUUCUUCCUCUGGGGCUUCGCGUGCCUCCCCUUCCUCUGGGCCAUCAACUGCUGCUACUUCUGGCCCGUCCUCCGCUCCCCCAAGGCCUCCUCGCCCGCCGCCUUCGCCCCCAUCCGCCCCUAUGUUGUUAAAUCUGCAAUUGGCUUCACCAUCUUUGCUGCGGUUCUCCUCACAUGGGCCACGACUUUCAUCAUCGGAGGCGAGCGGUUGUUCGGGCCAGUGUGGAAUGAUCUCGUGAUGUACAAUGUCGCAGACAAACUUGGUCUCACCGGAUUCAUGGGUUAGAUUCUGUUGCAGGCAUUGCUUCGUGAAGAGGUCAUGCUUACUCCAGCCAUUUGAUUGCCUCACUUGUAGUAGUAGUGCCAUGUGUUGUUGAUGCUCUGUAAUAUCAGCCACUGGUCAGACUGAAGCCCGUAGAAGCCCGUAUUUAGUAAUUGAGGAUUUUAUAUGUAUAGUUGGGUCAGCCCAAUCCAGGAUGUGCUGAACCUAGGGGGAAAAAAUCAAACUGCUCUUAAAUAUGCUCAUACACUUUCUUUACUU
Messenger RNA from Lolium perenne, 801 nucleotides. Its product is annotated as probable gamma-secretase subunit PEN-2. Gene Ontology annotation, cellular component: gamma-secretase complex. NCBI's taxonomy places the organism in Eukaryota, Viridiplantae, Streptophyta, Magnoliopsida, Poales, Poaceae. The record is from RefSeq and is a predicted model, not a curated record.